Molecule: messenger RNA, 903 nt
Organism: Eremothecium gossypii ATCC 10895
Lineage: Eukaryota; Fungi; Ascomycota; Saccharomycetes; Saccharomycetales; Saccharomycetaceae
Gene: GPM3
Product: phosphoglycerate mutase family protein GPM3
Exons: 1
Coding region: 1-903 (300 amino acids)
Biological process (GO): glycolytic process
Molecular function (GO): intramolecular phosphotransferase activity
Source: RefSeq, marked provisional
AUGACGGAGAAUAGGAAGACGGUCAAGCUGUUUCUUCUUCGGCAUGGCGAGUCAGAGCUGAACCAUGCGAAAAUAUUCUGUGGGUGGAUCGAUGCCCACCUUACAGAUAAAGGAAAGGACCAGGCGAGAAGUUCAGCAUCUCUUAUCGCCUCGUUUUGCAGGGAGCAUGGAAUUGAACCUCCACUCGUAGGUUAUACAUCGAGGCUACUUCGGACUAUUGAAACCAUGCAAGUGAUCAUGAAGGAGCUUCGCAGAGCGGCCGUUUUCCAAACCGUUGUAGAUACCGCGGACGCAUUAGCAGUAGUUGACAAGGUAACUGCAGCCGGCCAGACCCCUGUUCUACAAGUUUGGACGCUAAAUGAACGCCACUAUGGUUCCUGGCAGGGUCAAAGAAAGUCAAGUGUUUUAGAACAGUUUGGGAAGAGUGAUUACAUGCUCAUCAGAAGAGACUACAAUGGGCGGCCACCUGCCGUUGAUUUAGGUAGGGAGAUGAUCCAGGAGGAUAACGAACAAGGGCCACUGACAGGCUACGACUUCAAGGAGCCCAACCGCCGGCUCAAGUAUGGGCCAGAGCUUGAAAAAGCAAUUGAACUUCCUCGUAACGAAUCUCUAGCGGAUGUUAUCAAAAGAUUGGCACCCUUCUUAAAUGAAGUUGUGCUGAAAUUACUUCAUGAAUUAGGAGAAAGUGCCAUUAUAGUAGCACAUGGAAGUACAGUAAGGUCUGUUCUUAAGAUUUUAGCAAACAUCUCGGAAGAGGACAUAAAGGACAUUGAUAUUCCUACCGGAAAUCCUCUGGUCAUCGAACUGAACGCAAGUGACAUGUCUUUCGUUCGGCACUUUUAUUUAGACCCCGAAUCUGCUAGGAAGGAGGCGGAGAACGUGCGAAACGAAGGUUGUAACUGA